CGAGUCCGGGCGCUCAGCCAGUCGCGGCGCUGUGCGAGACGAACUGCAGGUGCACGGGGGCGUGGAUUCGAUACGUGCGGACAGAAUGAGCCUCUCCGCUGCCCUGGUGCUGCUCGCCGCGGCCCAAGUCACAUGCCUGCCAGUGACCUCUGUGCUUCACCAUGCCGAUGAAAAGGUUACCAAAUGUGUAUUGGAGGUUCUCGUGGAUACCCUUUCACAGCCCAAACCCAUGCCUGUGAACCCUGAAUGUAUCCAGAUCCUGAAGGAAGAUGAACAGAUCCUUGCCUUGCUGCAUCAUCACAAUCUGUUGCAUGAACUACAAGAAUUGGCCGAAUCUGAGAAGCUGGAGGUAGAACGAGGGGCAGAGUCCGGCAAGGCUGCAGCACCAGGAAGUGGUGCGGUUCAGAGAAGCCAUGAAGAACAGGAAGAUGAAAAGGAAGAGGGCGAGCAUCAGGGAACUGCAAGAGAGGUCAUUCUCACAAAGGGAGUAAUCAAAGAGGCUGUAGCAGAGAAGGGAAAUGAAGAAAAACGGACCUCCAUUGCUGGUACAGCGAAAAAGAACUGGGACGGGGAUCUCAUUGAAGAGGAGAAGAAGGGAGAUGUAAAAAAGAGUGACAAAGAAGGAGAAGACAUGUUUGAGGCCAAAAAGAGUGCAAAUGUGAAAAAGAGCAAUAGAGAGCUGGAAGAACUCUUUGAGGAGGAUAAAAAGAGUACAAAUGUAAAGAAAAGUGAUAGGGAGUUGGAAGAAUUGUUUGGGCAUAAAAAGAAUGACAACGAGAAAAAGAGUGACAGACACUUAGAAGAACUGUUUGAGGAUAAAAAGGGCACCAAUGUGAAAAAAAGCAAUCGUGAACUGGAGGAACUCUUUGAGGAUGAGCGAAAGAGGGCAGCCGCAAAAAAGAGAUAUCAAGAGGUGGAGGAUCUACUUGAUGAGGACCGGAAAAGAGGAGCUGCAAAGAAGAGUGACAGAGAAUUAGAAGAGCUUCUUGAGGAUGACAAGAAGAAUGGCAAUGAGAAAGAGGAGGAGAAGCUCGCUGAAGAGGUCUCCCGGAUUGAGGAGUUGCUUAACCGGCUCCGGGAGAAUAGAUAUGAAGAGUAUGAGGAGUGGAAGCACCACAAUGAAGAAGAAAAGAGACGGCAUCUUUUUGGAGGUAAAGAAGACGAAGAGAGGCCAGAAUAUAAGAAAAAUAAUGAGGGCUGGGCCGAGGAAAUUGAAGAGAAAAAACGAAAGAGGUCAGGGAGCACCAGCCAGCAGCCAGAAGCUGCCAAAAAGAAAAGAGUCUUUGAGAAGGCCAGUGAUGAGGAGACAAGACAGUUUGAGGCAGAAGAGGAACGAGAUGAGUUGAGGAAAUCUCAUCUUUUGCACUUACAUAGUCUAAACAAUGAGGAGGCAGAGGAUGACUUAAAGAAGAAGAGGGAGGAGGAGGACGUGAGGAAUGAGGUGGAGGAGCACGAGACGCUAUCAGAGAUUGAGUCAGAACUGAAGAGAGUGGCUGAAGAACUCCGUGAGAUACGCAGAGGUUAGGUCCUUAUGGCAAGAGCACUACGCAGGAAGACAAUCUCCUCCAAUCUGUGUUUUGAGUGUGACUCGAGCUGCAGGAGCCAUCUUGGCGAAGGUGGUGCCUGUUGUACUUUAGAUAUUAGUGUUUGUUAUGUAAUUCUGCAAUGACAGGCCGGAGGGAGAGGUGGCAGUUGUGUGUCUGUCUCUUUGUUUAGCACUGCAUCUCACAAGCCAUUAUUUACGAAAGCAACACUUAACCAUUCCAUGGCUACCCUAGGUCCUCCACUUCUGUCAAUGUGGGAACAUUCACCCUUAUUUAUUUUAUGUUUUAGAUUCAACUCAUCUGGCUGCGUACUGUUAAACAGCAGUCGGAGACACUGCACCAGGCACUUGAUACGUCUUGUGCCACACAGAUGCCUGGGAGUUUCUAUCCUUUCAGAGAAAAACUGUCUCUGAAGUUUGAGAUCGCCACAAGCACUGGUGUCAGACUUUCCAAGACUGUUAACGCCUCUGACUUGCUGCUCGCACCGUGCAAUAUCUUUUCUAUUUGCUGUUACACUGUCAGGACACUCGGUUAAAACUAAAAAUGACAAGGAUUCAGGCUGUUCAUGACCCACGUGAAAUUGGAUAAUAUAAUCAGUAGAUGUUUGUGCUUCUGAACGUUUCUAUUCGACUUCACUAGCCCCAUACAUCCAAGAGCAUCUCCAAACUUAGGCUUGCCCUUUAAGGCUUUCUGCCUUGGAACAAGUCAUCAAUAUUAGCGUCUUAUCAACAUUAAUUGCGGAAAUGACAUUCAGACACAGUGAACACCCUGGCACAAUGUGUGACGCCUGCAGUUAUCUGCUGUGUGUUUUGCUUAUAAAACAAUAAAAUUCAUUUUCAAAAUGAAA
Molecule: messenger RNA, 2391 nt
Organism: Polypterus senegalus (gray bichir)
Lineage: Eukaryota; Metazoa; Chordata; Cladistia; Polypteriformes; Polypteridae
Product: chromogranin-A-like
Exons: 6
Coding region: 86-1525 (479 amino acids)
Cellular component (GO): secretory granule
Source: RefSeq, a predicted model, not a curated record